AUGAUAUAUCUCACACUAAAUAUAGAGAAAUGAACAAUAAUAUUUUAAAUAUAAAAUAUAAUUGUGUAUUUAUACUUUUUUAAAAAUAUAUGUUUUAUAAAAUAAAAAGUGGUAAAAUUUUAAUAUUUUGAAAAUUAUUGAUGUACAUAAAUUAAUUUACUAAUAGAAAAUAAACUUAGAAUAUUUUUUAGUAUAGUAAAAAUUAAGGUAAUUAUUGGAGCAAAAUCUUUAUAUAUUUUUAGAAUAUUUUAUUUGGUAGUAAAAUAGAGAUAGCAAAGAAGAUUGUCUUAAAUUUACAUGGUAGUCAUGUAUUUUAAAUUAACAACUUUACUUUUUCUUAUUAACAUAAAAGAGGAAAACUGAUCACGUGUAACAAUUGAUUGUUUUGUAAAGUCUCAAUACAAUAGAGAUAUUUAUAUUUUACGAACAUUCGGUUGAAACCCUAUUUAGGAAAACAGAAUGGAUCCAACCAAAAAAUUAAAGGAGAUAAUGGCACAUGAGAAGCUGCCAUGGGAGUUAAUUGAGGAGAUACUAUCCCGUGUCUCUCCAAAAUAUCUUGUCCCCUUCAGAGUUGUUUGCAAACGAUGGAAGGCUAUCUUGGACGACAAGACGUUCAUCAACAACCACAAGGAGACGUUUCGAUUCAUCCUAGCAACGAAAUCAAAGAUUUAUUCAGUAAGCAUGGAUACCAAGAUACUGGUGCGUGAGUUAUUGUUGGAUAUUCCUGGUUUAGAAGCUCAAAAACCUAAAAAGUUGGUUAGUUGCGACGAGUUCUUGAUAUGUAUCAUGGAUAAAGGAGCAGCAGUUUGUAACUCGUGGUUGAAACAAACUACAUGGAUUAGUGAACCUAGCUUUCGCUUCUAUGGCAUAGGUCAUCGUGAUAGUAAUAAUAGAAGUGAGGAAAGUGUUUACAAAACUAUUUGGAAUUCAACUACCGGCUGGAAAAUCCAUGACCUUGCCUCAGGUACGUGGAUAGACAUAGGGUCAGAAUCCAGUGAUAGUAAUCAGGGUAAGAAAGGACCUAAAACUAAAAUGCAUUCUACAAGUGGUGUAUUUUUGAAUGGAACUUUGUUUUGGAUUGUUACUUCUGACGAGACAGCUUUCUUGUAUUGUAUACUCCUCAAUUUUCCGACUGAAGGAUUCUACCUAUAUUGUGAGCUACCAUUUGGUAUGAGCCAUGCUCUUGAUGCUCUAGUCCUUAGGUUAUUUAAUGGAGAUCGAUUUUCGGUGUUAAAGCAGUGCUAUGUAACAAAAAAGAUUGAGAUUUGGGUGACCAAGAACAAGGUUAACGUUGAGGAUGGUAAUGAUGUGGUUUGGAUGAAUUUCAUGACUUUUUCAAUUCCUAACUUUCCCGGUUUAGUGCCGUUCGCCUACCCUCAGCAGCCAAGUUACUUCAUCCACAAGAAUGAAAGGCUUGUCGUGUGUUUUUGCGAUGAAUCAGGCAAGGCUUGGAUUUAUGUUAUGGCAGAAAACAAGUUGAUCGAGAAAGUCAAAAUAGAGUCUGUGGUUGAUCCUUGGCCUUUGCAUUGCACUUAUUUUUCCAACUUGGUCUCGGUUCCUCAAGGACUAAGAGAUGAAGCAAAAUCAGAAGUUUAAUAUUAUUACGUGUAUUUUCUUCUUUGUGUUGUCCUUUGUUUCACUUAGAGAUUUGCUCAGUAUCCUUUGGUUUUGCUUUUAUUUUGGAGAAUAACUUAUUUAGUUUUUUUCAGAGCAAGUUAGUUAAAGACUUAAGCGUUCGACAGGCUCAAAUUAACUUGUGGUCUAGUCAUAUAUUUCAAAAUUAAUUAAUUUCUGGUACUCUUGAUUAUUUCCCUCUUCAUAAAAUGCAAUUCUUUAUGACCAAAUUAACAAAGAAGUCGGAUUAUGCUAGCAGCAGUGACUUUAUCAACAUACAGGGUUUUUGAAAUAACAUCUUUAUAGUUAUAAAACCUAGUAUUUCAAAAAUUAACUUUUGUUUUGGAGCAGCUUCAUUAUUCUUAUUCCUAGCUUGAGUCUCAAGGCACAAAGGCAAGAUAGCCUAAAUGGCUAAAUGUAUUGAAAGCAUCAACAUCACCAGAGUUUUAUUGGUGUCUGAGUGUCUCCCUAUCCCUUCUACUACAACUUUUAUAUAUAUACAAACGCAGCUUUCAUUUUUGGCUCUAUAACCUUUUUAACAUAUAAUAAAUACAAAAAAGAACCUACACAAUUAUUUGUCUUUCCACCCAUCACAACUUGUAUUCCUCGUCUCCUUGUUCUGUUCUCCCAUUCAACUUGUAGCAGCUCUUUGGUAGCUUCCUACAGUCUUACAGCAAAACAAAUGUUAUAUAUUAUAACUUUGAAAUAUGGAAAACACUAGAGAUCUUAUCAUUAGUGGAUACAUUUACAAAGAGGGUACAAGUUAAGAAUAUGUAAAAAUAAGUGAAUGCAUCACAUUUACUUACAUUCAUCACCAUCAGUUUUGAAUACCCUUCAUACUUCUUCAGCAGCAACAAUGUAAGAAUAAGUGAAUGCAUCACAUUUACUUACACGUUUGCUGAUGAAUCUAAACGAUCACUUGCUUCAUCAUCUAUAGAUGUUCUAGUCUUACAAUCUCCUAUACGAAUUCAUCAUAGUCUAAUGUGCCUUCCAAGUGAUCAGUCUAAAGUGACCACAUGAUGAUCGAUCCGUGUGUAAGAAAAACUAUGAAGCUAUAAUCACUUAAUCUACAUGUUGAGACAUUAUUGUCUGCUUACUGGUGUUUGCAUAGAGUUGUCAAGAUUUGUGUUGAAUCUUUCAAGAAUGCUUUUGAGUUAUUUGUAAGUUACUCGUCCGCUCUUCUUACCGUCUAUAAUC
This is a messenger RNA of Brassica napus (rape), 2811 nucleotides long. Its product is annotated as F-box protein At2g14710. The record is from RefSeq and is a predicted model, not a curated record. The transcript has a single exon. Lineage: Eukaryota; Viridiplantae; Streptophyta; Magnoliopsida; Brassicales; Brassicaceae. Gene Ontology annotation, molecular function: protein binding. Bases 460 to 1596 code for a protein of 378 amino acids.